Molecule: messenger RNA, 1311 nt
Organism: Aureobasidium uvarum
Lineage: Eukaryota; Fungi; Ascomycota; Dothideomycetes; Dothideales; Saccotheciaceae
Source: the annotation of a GenBank genome assembly
AUGUUUUCCGCCCAAGGUUCGCUUGCAAGCGUUUUGCUUCUUGCGACAUGUUCUUUACCUGCUCUGAAUGCUUUGGUGCUGGAGUGGGAUGUUAAUGUGACCAGCUUGACUGAGCGAUCGAAGUUCCCUGGUUUCACUCUCGGAUAUUAUGACGAUCUGGACGAUCUGGACCUUCCUAUCCCCUGCCAGAAUGCACUUCAACAGAAAAUCUACUGCGACGAUUACAUCUCAGACUACGACGGCGAACCUAGAUAUAGAGGAUACGUUGACACGGAAGAGACGUCGUACGAAUCUUUGUGGAAUAAUGGAACGAUCACUGUUGGUGCUGGACGUCUCUGGGAGGCUUGGAAUGAGACUUGUUACUAUGACCCAGACAGCGGUCAUAACUGCAAUGAGGUCAUUAACGAGUUUUCCGAAGUCGAGGACAUUGAACAAAUGCCUCUUGAUGAGAUGUGCUCCUACUGCAAUGUCGAGCAUUACAAGAUGAUGCAAAGAUCUGCGUACUCCUACUACGACCCUUUCUACCAGCACAUACUCCAAACCAUCAACGAAAAUUGCGGCAUGAACAACCCAACUGAAAUCCCCAUUCCUCUGGAUCCUUGGACCGAAGACAACAUUUCCUGCGACUUCGGGGCCUACAAGAUCCAAGAAGGUGAUACUUGUAUUUCCAUUGCCGUGGAGCAUAGUGUAUCUUCAGAGGAUGUACACGAAUAUUAUGUUUCGUAUUACGGAAGUGCCCUGUGGACGCCGGAUUGCGAUCAACUUCGGGCGGGUCUGUUGAUGUGUCUUCCGCAGCCAUGCAAGAUCUACGAAGUUCAAGCGGACGACACUUGUGCAGCUAUCGAGGCCGAACAACAUAUUCCCGAGGGAGCUUCGCUGAGGACGUACAAUUCGUGGAUUGGUCCUGAUUGUUCUGACUUGCAGCGUUAUCGAGAGGGCUCUGGCGGCGUUGUUUGCGUGUCGCCUCGAAGCGAUCAAGUCGUGAUCUUCGACGAAGAGUCAGGUCCUUCUGCAGAUGUUGGCUCGAGCACCUCUCCAUGGUUUUCGACGACUCGCGUUCCUUCCCCAUCGACUGAUGCUGCUGCCUCCACUACUGGUAGCCAUGUCGCCUCAUUGCAACCAACUGGAGUUGUCUCGAUGACUACUUCUGGACCCUCAGGAGCAAAGCUUGCGUCCCAGAGCGUUGAUAAUAGUGCGAGUGCGACUCAAUCCUUAUCUGGAGACAACGUCUCGGGGGCAAGCAUGGUUGGACCUGGCAGAUCGCAGGUUGUUGUCGUACUUGCUGCACUGAUGCUAUCCCAGGUGUAUUGA